AUGGAGUUCAAUCUAGUUUACUCUUUUGAAAUGGAGAAUAGACAAGAUUUAGAUAUUGAUGAUGGCUUUAGUGAAAUUCACAAGGAAUAUACUGGCCUUCCUGUAUCUAAUGCCACCAAUGUAAAAGACACAGCAAAAACAAACAAAAGGUCUCAUGCAGGUUCUAAUGAGGAAGACCGAGAAGCUAAGGUUUGGGAGGCUAAAUCUAAAGCUACUUUACACAGAAGCUCUUUUGUCUUGCGCGGAGGCAAAAAGGGAAACAUCUAUAUUUUGUUGGCGCGGCAGGAGUUGAAGAGUAGUAUUACUUGGCUUCCGGUCACUAGGGAGUUGUUUGUUAGUGGUGGGGUGAAUAUCAAAGUGCCAAUGCGGUGCCUGUCGAUUUGUAUCUGUUGCUCUAAUUUCAAGGACUCCUGCAAUGAGUUCAAUCUAGUUUACUCUUUUGAAAUGGAGAAUAGACAAGAUUUAGAUAUUGAUGAUGGCUUUAGUGAAAUUCACAAGGAAUAUACUGGCCUUCCUGUAUCUAAUGCCACCAAUGUAAAAGACACAGCAAAAACAAACAAAAGGUCUCAUGCAGGUUCUAAUGAGGAAGACCGAGAAGCUAAGGUUUGGGAGGCUAAAUCUAAAGCUACUUUACACAGAAGCUCUUUUGUCUUGCGCGGAGGCAAAAAGGGAAACAUCUAUAUUUUGUUGGCGCGGCAGGAGUUGAAGAGUAGUAUUACUUGGCUUCCGGCCUUGGUUGUAUCAUCUAGAUGCUUCCUUCUGAUUUCUUUUGGAUCUGGGAUUCAGGGUUGUCCUUAUACUCUUGGAGCGAAGCGCAAGCCUCAAUUUUUCUUUAAGAGAGUACGAGAAAAUGAUGUGAAAGCACUUUUUACAGAGAAAGUAGUUAACAAGAUUGAAAGGGAUAUUGGGUGUAAAAUCAAAAUAGAGGAGAAAUUUAUCAUUGUUAGUGGCAAGGACAGGUUGGUUUUGGCAAAAGGUGUGGAUGUUGUUCAUCAAAUCCAAGAGGAGGGCACAAAGAAGGGUCCUUCUGGCUCUCACAUGUCCAGAUCCAGGUUCCCUGAGUAUUGACUCUCAGGUUGGGACGCGCUGAUUCCCAGAGGUCUAAUUCCAGUCCACAUAAUAAUGCAUCAAAGUCCCAACAAAAAAUUAGCAAACAAGAGAAGUUUGUGGAAGAGCGCGUCCAUGAGGAUUUGCGAAAGUUUUUGAAAGGAUUUGCAACUAUUUUUAGUCGUCAUCAGUCUAUAGUGUACGGUAUGUGCAGACGCAGAACUGCUGGCCAGAUGGAUGCAAUUUUUUCCUUUUUGUGUAUAUUAUUAAUUGCUAAUAUUACGUGUUAU
Ilex paraguariensis (yerba mate) is the source of this 1337-nucleotide messenger RNA. Lineage: Eukaryota; Viridiplantae; Streptophyta; Magnoliopsida; Aquifoliales; Aquifoliaceae. The record is from the annotation of a GenBank genome assembly.